Molecule: messenger RNA, 967 nt
Organism: Humulus lupulus (European hop)
Lineage: Eukaryota; Viridiplantae; Streptophyta; Magnoliopsida; Rosales; Cannabaceae
Exons: 5
Coding region: 177-647 (156 amino acids)
Source: RefSeq, a predicted model, not a curated record
AUAAACCAUUUUAAAACUUAAAAUCUCAGGCCACACCACUACUACUAGCUACUACUCCUCAAUUUUCCGAGCUAGCAGAGACACUAAGAAUCCAAAACCCUUCCCCCACAAAAUAGUCUAUCUUUUCCCAUAGAAUUUCUUAGUUCAAUCUUCAUACCUCUUGAUCACCUAGCAAAAUGAGGCCAUCUCUCACAGUCUCUCUUCUUCUUUUGUCUCUUAUACUUUCGGAGCAAGCUCAAGGGAUUCGUUUGGGAAAAUGGCACUUCAUGCCAUCACUGCUUGGAGUUAAAGAACAUAAACCAAUAAUUCGUCAUGAGAAGGAAAUGACUUCAAGCAAAGCUGAAAAGAAUAGUAGUGAUGAAGAGGCUAAUGUUAUAUGCAAAGAUGGAGAAUGUUCAGGAAAUUGUAGAAAACUUUUCAUUACUAGUGUGACACCACCCUCUACUACUACUACCACUACCACCACUUCUAAGAAUGAGAAGAUGAAUGGAAAGAAUGGUCAAUAUUCAAGUCAUGUUAAUUCGUUAAAGACUACAUCUGAUGAUCAUGAUCAACACCCAGAUCAGAACGAGCCAUAUCCUGAGGUUGGAGACCUAGCUGAGAUGGACUAUUCUCCAGCUAGGAGAAAAUCUCCAAUUCACAAUUAAAUAUGAAGAAAAAAAAACUCCAAAAAACAAAAACAGAUAAAAUAAUUAAGGGGAAAACUAGCUACAAUUAAGUGAGACAGCAUUACGAGAUAGCUGCAGUUCUUUUAGGACUAAGAUAUAAAUAUAAAUGUUAAAGUUUUUGUACAUAUACUAGUCUGUAUUCACUAUAUUAAAUUAUUAUUCUUGCUAUUGUUAUUAUAAAUCAUUAUGUCCUUAAAACUGUCGCUUUUUAGAGAUGAUUGAGUAAUGAGCACUACUUAUAGUUAAUUCUGUCAUAUUUUCCUUUUAAAUUAAUAAAUAGUACUGCUACGUCUGUGCCA